This is a messenger RNA of Stylophora pistillata, 1500 nucleotides long. RefSeq lists its product as uncharacterized. NCBI's taxonomy places the organism in Eukaryota, Metazoa, Cnidaria, Anthozoa, Scleractinia, Pocilloporidae. The record is from RefSeq and is a predicted model, not a curated record.
AUGCCGAAAUUUUGCUUGGUUUUAAACUGUUCCCACGACACGUCUAAGCGAAAAGAUCUUUCCUUUUGUCGAGUGCCCAAAAUCGUAACGAGGCAAGGCGAAGAAACGGAGAUUUUGUCAACGGAACGUAGGCGAAGGUGGCUGACCGCCAUAAGCCGUGACGACCUUACGGACAAAAUUCUUGAAAAUGAUCGUGUUUGCGGCGAACAUUUUCAUUCUGGAAUAGCUGCUCCUCUGUGGGAUAAGUGGAACGUCGAUUGGGUACCAUCGCUUAAGCUUGGACACGAGAAACUAAAGGUUAGCGAAGCAUCAGUUCAGCAAAGUCAGGAAAGAGUCAGACGAGCCACAGAACGUACAAAGCGCAUGGUCGAGAAAGACUCUGAAAAUUCUCAGAUAAGUCUUGCCAAAAAGCGAUUAAAGCACAACGAAGCUGGCCAUAGUGUUCAAAACAUAUCAUUCGACGUGGAAAUGGCAGAUAUUGAGGACAUUUCUGAGAACUUACCCGACAACUUGAGGCAUGCUGUAACCCAAACAGAGUUGAGCUGUAACACUGUGCUCUCGCCUGAGCCCAUACAUCAGAACUUGCCAUCUUCUGAUUUUGACGAAGCUUUUUUUUCUGGAGAUGAUGACAAAGUUAAGUUUUACACUGGUUUGCCAUCCUUUGAAAUUCUGCAAACAGUCUUCUUCUUUGUUGCAUCACAUGUUGAUAGACGACGUGGAGUUCUAACUAAGUUUCAAGAGUUUUGUAUGGUGUUAGUGAAGCUAAGACUUUCUGUCCCACACCUUGAUCUUGCAUAUCGUCUAAAGAUCUCGACGUCUUCUGUCUCUCGUAUUUUAGUUACUUGGAUAACUGUAAUGGAUAUUCGAUUAACUCCAAUUAUUAAAUGGCCUAGUCGUGAUGAGUUGUACAAGACCAUGCCUAGAUGUUUUUUGGAUGCGUUCGGUCGUAAAACUACAGUUAUUAUUGAUUGUUUUGAAAUUUUCAUCGAUCGGCCAUCCAACCUUCUUGCAAGAGCUCAGACCUUUUCAAAUUAUAAACACCACAACACUGUCAAAGUUUUAAUUGGAGUUACACCACAAGGGACAAUUUGUUUUGUGAGUGAGGCUUGGGGAGGAAGAACAUCAGACAAGUUUUUGACUGAGAAGUGUGGAAUUCUUGAGAAACUUUUGCCAGGUGAUAUGGUCCUUGCUGACAGAGGUUUUACUGUGCAUGAAAGUAUUUGGUUCCGUCAUGCUGACCUGAAUAUUCCAGCAUUUACAAAGGGAAAGGAUCAACUCGAUCCUGUUGAUGUAGAGAAGACAAGACAGAUUGCUACACUGAGAAUCCACGUUGAGAGAAUUAUUGGGACAUUGAGACAGAAGUACACCAUCCUUCAACAAACUUUGCCAACAGAUUAUCUUGCCUGUAGAUCUGGUGAAUCUGUACCUCUCAUUGACAGGAUGUUAAGAGUUUGCUCAGCUCUUGUCAAUCUUUGCCCACCUACCAUCCCAUUUGACUGA